Molecule: messenger RNA, 1510 nt
Organism: Papilio machaon (common yellow swallowtail)
Lineage: Eukaryota; Metazoa; Arthropoda; Insecta; Lepidoptera; Papilionidae
Product: serine protease gd
Exons: 7
Coding region: 152-1462 (436 amino acids)
Biological process (GO): proteolysis
Molecular function (GO): serine-type endopeptidase activity
Source: RefSeq, a predicted model, not a curated record
UCAAGUUUUGUUAUACAAAGACAUUUUUAAUUGGUAAUUUAGUUUUCAAAAACAAGUUAUUCUACUCUUAAACUUAUCCUUAUUGGGAAUGUAGUCAAUUGUGAUAAAGUAUCAAGAAGAUUACAAGUGUAGUAUAUUUAUUAAGGUUAAUAUGAAGAGUGUUAUAUUUCUCUUUGUUAUUAAAGAGAUUGCUUGUCAGGGUAAUUGGAAGUUUGUUGGGAAUCCUUUGAUUCAUGCAUAUCCAUGUAAAAAUGUUAAAGAUAUUAUCAUAUCAUUUGAGCCCGGUUUACCUGAGGGCAAGAAUAAUGUAUACAGUGUAUUAAUUGAUAAAUAUAUACCAGCGUUUUCGGAAAUUGACAUACAAACUGAUUCGGAUGCUAUUUUAAAACUGGCAGACAAAGAUAAAGGCAGACUAAGUGUCUAUGGCCCAGAUAGUUUUAACAUAAGAAUAACGAAUAUGACUAACACGAUUUCGUUCGCAGUAAAAGGUCCACCGUCAGGCGGACUUCCAUAUUUUCAAAGUAUAAAAUUAAACUCAGUGGAAUUGUGCGCCAAUCCAAAAAAGGGUUAUUUGAAAAAGUUCGUCAAAAGUUCAGGUGAUGAUAAUACUGUAACUGAACUAGUCGGUGGCGGUACUUGUGGCAGAAGGAAGGUUUUACACACAGAACUAAUUGUCGAAGGAGAGGCCACCAAGGCUGGGGACUGGCCGUGGCAUGUCGCCAUAUAUAGACUUUAUAAAAGAGAAAUCAAAUACAUCUGUGGUGGAACUUUAUUGUCCAAGAACUUUGUAUUGACUGCUGCACAUUGCGCUUCAGUUAGAGGCGAGACAGUUAUAGCGGAGACUUUGAAUGUAGUUCUGGGUAAACAUAACCUCGUCGGAGGUGAUGUCGCCGUACAAGAGAAAGAAGUUUUUAGUGUAAUCUUACACGAAAAUUUCAAAUAUCGAAUUACUUUGGACAACGACAUUGCACUUCUGAAGUUAAGGACUGAAGUUACAUUUACUGACUACGUUCAACCUGCUUGCUUGUGGUCUGAGGAAUCACAUAAUAGAUAUCCUAUCAAAGAAAUUUUUGGCACGGUGGUAGGAUGGGGAUUCGACCAGUCAAAUGAACUCUCAUCACAACUCCGUCAAGCUUCAAUGCCAAUAAUACAAGAACAGAAGUGCAUUAAGAGCAACCCACUGUUCUACUCAAAGGUUUUGAACGAUAACAAAUUCUGCGCAGGCUGGGGAAACGGUACAUCUGCUUGUAAUGGAGACAGUGGCGGUGGUUUCUUUGUCUUCACUCCUGAUAUACGUCACGACAACGGGUCUAAUUCACCUGGCGCCUGGUUCCUUAAGGGUAUUGUUUCUCUGACAGUGUCCAAGAGAGAUGCAAGGAUAUGCGAUCCAACACAAUAUGUAGUCUUCACAGAUGUAUCAAAGUAUAAACAAUGGAUUGAGAAAUAUGUGCAACAGUUUUAGUAUAGAAGAUUUUAACUAGUAUAGCUAUUAUUAGUUAUGUUUUUUUAC